UCGUCUUUCCAUCGCUUUUCAUCACCUACUUGAUCUACUAACCGCCCAUUCGAAGUAUACCACAAUGGCCCCUGCCCCCCAAGCGUAAGUAACCACACCAAUCAAAGCGCUACUAAGCUGAAACACAGGCAAGAGAGAUGAUGGCGACGUCGGCGACAAGACCAACCACACAUUGGACGAGCUACUCGCUCUUGACAAGACAGAACUUGCCCAGCUCGCCUUGUCUCUCCAGACCAAGCUUGAAUAAGCCUUGGCCCCUCCUCCCACUGCUGCUGAGGUCGCCAGCGCCGCCGGCUGGAGCGAUGAAAAGAUCAAGGCCGCUGCCGAAAGGACACGUGAUAUUUGUUCAGCUGGUAUUCGCAAGCAGAUGAAGUGGCAGCCUUCUUGCAAGAAAGGGUCAGCCAAGUGGGCCUAUGAGGGCAGUGUAGCACACCCAGACGUAUUCUACACCGCGUUCGCGCUUGAGAAACCGGAGGGCAAGAAGAAGGCUUGGAAGCUGAAGACUUUGACUGUGUCCGAGCUUGAAAACUUUACCGGCCCCAUUGAAGCUUCUAUUAGAUAUGGCAGCUUGCAGCUCACGGGCGGGACCGUGAGAGUCAAUUGGAACGCGGAUGACUUGACUUACAAGCUGGCGGGUUCCUAUGGGCUUUAGAGUACGAUUGUAGAGUUGUAUAGGUAGUUGCUGGUCAUGGAAAAGACAUGUGCAAUCUUGAAGUCAUUAUGGUCCAUGAGAUUCCAAUGCACUCUG
This is a messenger RNA of Cryptococcus amylolentus CBS 6039, 748 nucleotides long. RefSeq lists its product as hypothetical. Lineage: Eukaryota; Fungi; Basidiomycota; Tremellomycetes; Tremellales; Cryptococcaceae. Bases 368 to 652 code for a protein of 94 amino acids. The transcript is spliced from 2 exons. The record is from RefSeq and is a predicted model, not a curated record.